CUUGGUGCGAGUUCCCGUCGUUUUUCUUUUUCCUUUCGAGCCGACUGGCAACCUGUUGUACGCGUGUGGGUGAUCGUUUUUUUUGCCGUGAAUUUCUGCGCUACGAUCGGAAUUAACGAUGACAAAAAAGCAAGAAGAGAAACGUUACAGCUUCCAACAGUUCAACAAAGAACUGAACGAACUGUAUGACCACUUAAUCCAGCAAAACUAUGAUGAAUCAGAACUGCGUACAAUCUUCCAACCACUUUUAAAAUCAACUGAGUCUUCAAAAACGACCAAAGUCCUUCUGGUCACAGUUCUAACGUUCACCACUUUAAUUUAUGUGGUGAGUAAGAGUGACAAACUCACUUGGCAUUUGUCAGCCGUUGCGAGGGUUUUGCUCAUCAAACUGCUGCCCUUUUGGAACUGGACUCAAUACAGAAAUGGGUUGUGUUUGUUGAAACUGCCUGAGACUGCUACUAGUCAGCAGUUUAACUGCGGCAUGUGCGAGCAUCUUACCUCAAUCAACAAGGAGUUCAGCAACAUCUCCCAUAAUGAUUUGAUGGAAAAAUAUUUGGAUGUGCACAGUCCCGUGCUAAUAAAGGAUGGCCUGGACUGGAACACGGACAAAACGUUCAUCGACGACGUCUACGACAACGACAUACUCUACGACUCGCUCCCCUGUUUGAUCUCGUCAAGCCUCAACAAGGACAACGGCAACCAACUGGGCCAGCUGAUGGAGAAGGCCAGGAAGCAGGACAGGUUCUACUUGCACUUCCAGAACUGCGACUACGAACCCAUGAGGGUGUUCAGGAAGUACACGUAUCCACCCCAGUUCUUGCCCAACGUACUGUCACCGGUUCUGUACAACUGGAUGGUGUGGAACAAGUCGUACAACACCACCAAGUACAAGCCCAUCGAGCUGAUCGAGAAGGAAGCUUUGGUGGGGCAGAUUCACGGCGAGACAGAGUUUAGGUUGUUGCCCAGGAAGAACUGUGAGACCCACUGUGAAGUCUUGAAUGUCAAAUUGCAGAAGGGAGAAAGUAUUUUGCUGACUAGUCUUUGGGACUUGGAGUACAGGCCCGUCGGAGAUGGGGAGAAUGUGGCUGUUAUCCUAGAAAUUAGGGGCUAAAUUUAUUAAUUGUAAGUUUUGGGGCGGAUGUAUGUGUGUAUGUUUGUACUUGUAACAAUAAAGUGAAGGCAAAUUGUA
This is a messenger RNA of Aethina tumida (small hive beetle), 1189 nucleotides long. RefSeq lists its product as uncharacterized. The coding region runs from base 119 to 1111 and encodes 330 amino acids. The record is from RefSeq and is a predicted model, not a curated record. NCBI's taxonomy places the organism in Eukaryota, Metazoa, Arthropoda, Insecta, Coleoptera, Nitidulidae. The transcript has 2 exons.